AUCAAAUGUGAUGUAUUUCUCUAUACACAGAUUCAACACUUUCAAUGAGCUCAUCCAUCAGGAAUCUCCCAGAGAGAAGGAUUGUUCUGCUUGGAAAAAGCGGUGUUGGGAAGAGUGCAACAGGAAACACCAUCCUGGGACGGAAAGUUUUURUCUCAAAGAAGAGUUCCAAAUCAGUGACUGCUGAUAUUGAGAAACAAAAUGUCACCAUUGAAGGAAUAGAUCUUGUCGUGUAUGACACUCCAGGAUUCUGUAACCCCGACCGAUCUGAAGAGCAAAUUCAGGAGAAAUUCCAGGAUGUCCUCAAGUUAACCUCAUCUGGUCCCCGUGUGUUUCUCCUGGUGGUGAAGAUAGAUAGAUUAACAGAAGAAGACAAGAGGGUCAUCAGUAAAGUAGAAGAUCUUCUAGGAGAGAGUCUUUUGAAGCAAACCUGGAUCCUGUUCACCAGAGGAGAUGAGUUGGAAGACCAGACUAUAGAAGAAUUCAUUGCUGACUCCGAUGACCUCACAGAAGUGAUGAGAAAAUACGGUGGAAGAUACCAUGUGUUCAACAACAAGAGGGGUGAUCCUGAGCAGGUCAAAUCACUGCUGGAAAAGACAUCCAUCUGUCUCAAUUCAACUGUUUCAAGGAGCUCCUCCAUCAGGAAUCUCCCAGAGAGAAGGAUUGUUCUGCUUGGAAAAAGCGGUGUUGGGAAGAGUGCAACAGGAAACACCAUCCUUGGUGGGAGAAGUUUCCAUUCUGAACAGAGCUGUUCCUCAGUAACACGUGAAACAGAAAUGAAGCAGGCAGCAGUAGAUGGGGGGGAUGUCAGUGUGGUUGACACUCCAGGACUGUUUGACACAGAACUUACUGCUGACGAAUUGACAAAGGAGAUUGUUAGGAGCAUCUAUGUGUCUAGUCCAGGGCCUCAUGCCUUCCUCAUAGUUUUACGAGUGGAUGACAGGUUCACAGAGCAGGAGAAACAAGCUAUUGAAAGUCUAGAGAGUUUGUUUGGGUCAGGACUGGCAAAGCACACCAUCAUCCUCUUCACCCAUGGAGAUACAUUAGAGGGUGAUGGUGUAGAGAAGCUGAUUGAUGGGAACAGAGACCUCAGUAGAUUGGUAGAGCAGUGUGGGGGGAGGUACCAUGUCCUCAACAAUAAAGCUAGAGGAAACAGAGAUCAGGUCACAGAGCUGAUGGAGAAGAUAGACAGAAUGGUGGAGGAGAAUGGAGGAACCUGCUACACCAAUGAGAUGUUUGAGGAUGCAGCCAGGAUUAAGAAAGAGGAGAAGGAGUGGCUCCAGAAGGAGAUAGAGGAGAGGAUCCAGAGGGAGAAGGAGUGGAUCCAGCCUGAGAGCGAAACGGCCACACCUUGGCAAUGUUCCUCUUCUCCUCCUAGUGUUCUGCUGCCAGUACUUCAGACCAAAGCUAAGAGAGGACCCCCUCGCCAGGCCAAGUAUGCCAUCCACUGUAUCCAUGCCAUGUUCACACACAGAGAAUCACACUUCGCUCAGAUCUUUGAGCCGCUGCAAAAAGGCCUGGACCUUGAGGACCUGGAUCAGCUGAUAACUCCUCUCACCACUCUGGGUCACCUGGCUCUGCUGGCCCCAGAACAGUUUGCCGCUCCGCUCAAAUCACUGGUGGCCAACUUCAUAGUCAAGGACUUGCUCAUGAGCGACAGGAUCCCAGGUAAGAAGACUACCAAGCUGUGGGUUCCUGAUGAUGAGGUGUCUUCUGAAACCCUGGCCAAGAGCUGGUUCUGGUGCCCUCAGACCCGUCAAGGUCCUAACGAUAUGCGUAACGUCCCCAUCCGAUAA
Messenger RNA from Salvelinus sp. IW2-2015, 1796 nucleotides. The record is from RefSeq and is a predicted model, not a curated record. Lineage: Eukaryota; Metazoa; Chordata; Actinopteri; Salmoniformes; Salmonidae.